This is a messenger RNA of Spodoptera littoralis (African cotton leafworm), 2592 nucleotides long. The record is from the annotation of a GenBank genome assembly. NCBI's taxonomy places the organism in Eukaryota, Metazoa, Arthropoda, Insecta, Lepidoptera, Noctuidae.
AUGUAUUAUACGAAUUAUUUGAAUAGGCGGCCAAGUAAGAUGAACGAGUAUGGGUUGAAGAGGAUACCUGAUUACACCGAAUUGGCUUACAAAGAAGCGGUGUCGAAACUACGGUACUUCUUGUCUGGGAAUUACGCGCCAAGUGUACGUAGUUACGGCGGUUCAGCAUCAGUGAAGAACUUGGACGAGUCGGAUGGCGACUUGGACAAGAAGUACACAAGCUCCUACACCCUCGCGGAGUACAAGCCGCGGCCGCGCCUCACUACCAAAUAUGCCACCCUGUACGCCGAUAGCCUGAACAACUACACGCCGCCACACGUUAAUACGACCUCCGUGCCUCCAGCUACUGCGACCGCUGGUGACGUCACAGGCGGGACCAACCCUGACGUCAUCAACUUCAUACAGAAGCAGGAGGAGUAUAUAGAACAGCUCGAGAGAGAGAGCCAGUACUGCAGGGAUGAAUUGAACAACUUGCUAGGCAAGGUCAAGGAGGUGAUCUCAGAGAACGAGCAUCUACACGAGGCUCAGAAGAACAAGUUGAUCUCUCGCAUGUUUCAUUCUUAUAAUGGAUCCGAGAGUGACGACCUGGAUGAGUUGGGCGACAGCACUGGACUGGAUAGCGAUAAUAAGACGACUCCGCUGAAAGCUCGGAAGUCUGCAAAGGCACGUUCCACCAGACUGGAAGGACCCAACAUUGUGUUCGAGUCGCGCAUUGCUGAGCUGGAAGCUCAACUUACACAAGCUAAAAUCGAUCUAAAGAAGGUUCAGGAAGAGAAUAAUGAGAACAAGCGCAAGUUGGCCUCUGGGCUGGUUGACUCAACCUGCCUCGACGGCUUCAAGCGCCAAAUUGACAAUCUCCAGAGGGACAAGUCUUCGCUGGAGUCUCAGAUAUCGAAACUGAAGUUAAGCUUAGAGCAACGAGAUGAUGAUGGCCGCUACAAACGAGGGUCGGAUGCAGUGGAACACCAGCUCAGGGAGGAACGGAACAACUUGGAGGCUGAGUUGCGGCGGCUUAAGGAUGACCUAGCUAAGGAGCGCAGUAAGGUCCGCGAGCUAGCCGGUGAGGGCGCGCGGCGAGCUAUACAGGAGCGCAGCGCCGCCGAGCAGCGAUACAACGCACACUUCGACGAGCUGCAACACGACCUCGCCGCGCAGUAUGACAAUGUCGCCAAGUUACAGUUGGACUUGGAGCGCCAACGUCGUGAAGAGAACGAACUAAAACGAGAACUGUCAAUGAAGAAUGCUGCCAUCGAUGAACUUAAGAUGGAGCUGAAGAACAAAAUUUCAUCUCUCCAAGCGGAUCUGGCUCAGGCUCAUGCAGAGAAGGCUUCUCUGGAAGAAGAGCUGGCUAGCGCUCGCUUGGCGAUUGAAAGACAGCAACGUCAGGCUAAACAUGAGACCAAUCGACUCAACUCUGAAAUCCAGUCUCUUCGUCAACGCCUGGACAGAGCUGAUGCCGACUUGGUGCACUCACGUCGCGAGAACCUCCGUCUCUCUGAACAAAUUUCUAAUCUGGAAAAAGAGCAAACAAUGAAGAACUUGACCCCGAUAUCGCCGGAGAAGAAAAAGAAGGAGAAGGAACUGUCCACGAUGCUGGAGUCGAUGGAAAACAAACACGCUAAAACGGUGGCUGGGUUGGAGUCCAUGAUACAAUCACAAAACAGUCUGAUGGAGAAACUCACCGGCGAAUGUCGUUUGCUCACAGACAAGCUCGACGACGCAAAUCGUAGGCACAAGCAAGAACUGGCCACUCUGCAGCGUCAAGUAAACGGCCUCUCACGUUCGAUGCAGUCCCCACACAACACGCCUAGCAAUUUUCAAGCACAUCCCCCGCACCAGACCACAACCAACAGAAAUAUACCACAUCCCCCGUCCGACAGCGGACGAGACUAUUCCGGAACUGAGUCCCCCGGACACACCACACACGGACCGGACGAACGAAUCACAACAGUCGACCGAGACGAUCCCUACCAAACUACAGGAAUAGAUGAAACUGCUUAUCAACAAGAAGAACACCACGACCAACAAAUAGAAGAAAAUGUAGUAGACAUUAAACCAAAAGAAACAGAAUAUCAAGAACCUGAACAUUUUGAAGAGGAAGAAAUGCCUAAAGUACAGACAGAAACGAAAGAAGAAAUAAAAGAAGAACCAGAGAAACCGAUGGAAGUAGAACACACGGAGGCAUAUGAAACACAACAGUAUGAGUAUGAUCAGAAUUACGAACAAACACCGGCUACGGCCGAUGCUCAAUACGAGAAUCAGUUUGAGAAUUACGAGCAACAACCUUACGCUGACCAGCAAUAUGAAAACUAUGAACAAUAUCCUCAAGAAGCAGUUGAUCCUAACGCGCAGUAUCAUCAGGAAUAUGAAAAUUACCCAACAGAUGGGAACUACACAGACCAAAAUUAUGACACAACUCAGUAUGCUGAGGGAUUGACAGAAGCUGCACACGAUGGAAGCAAAAUAGUACAGGACCAAAGUUAUGAUGCUCAGUACGCCCAGGAAUAUCAAGCUGAUCAGAAUGCAAAGAUACAAAAUGAAAAAGUGCCUGAAAGUAUAAAGUCACAAGAGAAACCAUCUAGUCAAAGUUAG